Molecule: messenger RNA, 2690 nt
Organism: Oncorhynchus keta (chum salmon)
Lineage: Eukaryota; Metazoa; Chordata; Actinopteri; Salmoniformes; Salmonidae
Product: sodium-dependent neutral amino acid transporter B(0)AT1-like
Exons: 12
Coding region: 198-2105 (635 amino acids)
Biological process (GO): sodium ion transmembrane transport
Cellular component (GO): membrane
Source: RefSeq, a predicted model, not a curated record
AGAGAGAGAGAGAGAGAGAGACUAAAGGGCACAAGCGACUGUCACACACCUCUGCUGUCUCUUUCUGUGACUGUCGACUACCCACUCAGGAAGCACCUCUUGUUGCGGGAGCAGAAGAUACCUAGUGGAUAUUACCUGCUUUCUAUAGACUGACACCUGACCUCCUCCUGAUCCCCACAGCCUGCCAGCCGGCCACCAUGAGAUUCCCCAAGCUCCCCAACCCAGGUCUGGAUGACCGUAUUCCGUCCCACCAGGAGCUGGAAAGGAUGGAGAAAGAGGAGGCUGGAGACAGGCCCAAAUGGGACAACAAGACCCAGUACAUGCUGACCUGUGUGGGCUUCUGUGUGGGGCUGGGGAACGUGUGGAGGUUCCCUUACCUGUGUCAGAGCCAUGGAGGAGGAGCGUUUAUGAUCCCGUUCCUGAUCCUGCUGGUUCUGGAGGGGAUUCCACUGCUGCACCUGGAGUUUGCCAUCGGACAGCGCCUCAGGAGCGGCAGUGUCGGGGUGUGGACGGCCAUUAACCCACAUCUGACUGGUGUUGGCAUCGCUUCCUUGUUAGUCUCCUUCCUGGUGGGUAUGUACUACAACACUAUAAUCGCCUGGGUGAUGUGGUACUUCUUCAACUCCUUCCAGAACCCUCUGCCAUGGAGUCAGUGUCCUGUCAAUGCCAACCUGACAGAUUUGGUCUCAGAAUGUGCCCGGAGUUCCCCAGUGGAUUAUUUCUGGUACAGAGACACACUAAACACGUCCACAUCCAUUGGGGACUCUGGAGGACUGCAGUGGUGGAUGGUGUUGUGUCUACUGUGUGCCUGGCUGCUGUUGUACGUCUGCUGCCUUCGUGGCAUUGAGACCACUGGAAAGGCAGUGUACGUAACAUCCACUCUGCCAUACGUGGUCCUCACCAUCUUCCUGAUCAGAGGACUGACUCUCAAAGGUUCUCUGGAUGGAAUCAAGUUCCUCUUCACACCCGAUCUAAAUGAGUUGAUGAACCCGUCUACCUGGCUGGAUGCAGGUGCCCAGGUGUUCUACUCUUUCUCCUUGGCCUUUGGAGGUCUCAUCUCCUUCUCCAGCUACAACUCUGUACACAACAACUGUGAGCAGGAUGCCGUGAUCAUCUCCAUCAUCAAUGGCUUCACAUCCGUCUACGCUGCCACAGUCAUCUACUCCAUCAUAGGCUUCAGGGCCACAGAGAGGUUCGACGACUGUCUGGAAGGAAACAUCUUGGCCCUGCUGAAUGCUUUCAACCUUGCUGAGGGCAACAUCACAGAAGGCAACUAUGCAGAAUCCCUACAGAAUCUAAACGCCACCUUCCCAGAGACCAUCCAGAGUCUGGACCUCAAAACCUGCGACUUGCAAACUUUCCUCAGCCAGGGUGUGGAGGGAACUGGUCUGGCCUUUAUCGUGUUCACAGAGGCCAUCACCAAGAUGCCUUUCUCUCCUCUCUGGUCCAUCCUGUUCUUCAUCAUGCUCUUCUGUCUGGGACUGUCCACCAUGUUUGGCAGCAUAGAAGGAACGGUGGUGCCCCUUCAGGAUCUCAACAUCUUCCCUAAACGGUGGCCCAAGGAGGCGAUCACUGGUAUUGUCUGUCUGGUGUCAUUCAUCAUUGCCCUGAUAUUUGCUCAGAGUUCUGGUAACUACUGGCUGGCUCUGUUCGACAGCUUUGCCGGCUCCAUCCCUCUCCUAGUCAUCGCCUUCUGUGAGAUGAUAGCUGUGGUCUACAUCUAUGGCAUAGACAGGUUUAACAAGGACAUAGAGUUCAUGAUUGGUCACAAGCCCAACCUGUUCUGGCAGGUGACCUGGAGGUUCGUCAGCCCUUUAAUCGUUUUAGUAAUCUUCGUCUUCUACUUCGUCACCAAAGUCAGCUCCAACGUCACCUACAUCGCCUGGAAUCCAAGCUCGGACGACUUCCCCACUCUGGAGGUGUUGGAGUAUCCUGCUUGGAUUUACGUCAUCAUCUUUAUCCUGGCAGGAGUCCCCAGUCUGGUGGUGCCAGGCACGGCCAUAUUCAAACUCAUACGGAGAUGUUGCGGCAACAGAAAUGUCUACGGGGCAGAAGUCGACACGGUCUCUGCCAAAGUUCAGAUGUUUACUACGAAAACGUCGUAGAAUUACCACACAGCCAACAUCAUAUGGGACAAAGCUACACUGGAGAAUAAAACAACAGUAGAGUAAACUUCCAACAUGAUCGGUCCAGCAAAAAGAAGAAGUUUGAGGUCAAUUCCAUUUUAAUUCAGUCAAUCCGGUAAAUUUAAGAAUUGAAAACAAUUCUAUUUCAGGGCAGCUGAAUUUACCGAAUUGAAAUGGGAUCGACCUUUAACCCUUUUUUGGUUUUGACGCAAAGGAACCUUUUUAAAAGCAUCCAGGAAUAUAUCUGAAAUUGUCUGCGAUGUCUCUUGGUCAUUCCACAAAGACCACACCAGUGCAAUGACACUGUUAGUUGUAUUUAUCUAUGUGAUCACCUGUAAUUUCACUGGUAUUUCUGUUAGACGGUUUUUGAUUUGUUUUGUUUUGGGCUUCGGGUGCAACGAAACACCAACAUACCAUCAGGCUAUUGUAGAAUUGUCUUAUUUUUUAUUUCAUUCUGGAAUUACAUGUUCUUAUGAAUUCUGGUGCAGAGUGUACAGAUUAAUCAAUGUGAAUAUAAAGUGUUAUUAUAAUAGAUUAUCAAAACAUUUAGAACAAAUAUUGGCA